Erinaceus europaeus (western European hedgehog) is the source of this 1898-nucleotide messenger RNA. It is a transcript of the gene SPDEF, whose product is annotated as SAM pointed domain containing ETS transcription factor. Gene Ontology annotation, molecular function: DNA-binding transcription factor activity, RNA polymerase II-specific; sequence-specific DNA binding. Gene Ontology annotation, biological process: regulation of transcription by RNA polymerase II; cell differentiation. The coding region runs from base 414 to 1421 and encodes 335 amino acids. The record is from RefSeq and is a predicted model, not a curated record. The transcript is spliced from 6 exons. Lineage: Eukaryota; Metazoa; Chordata; Mammalia; Eulipotyphla; Erinaceidae. Gene Ontology annotation, cellular component: nucleus.
UUCCUCCCCACACAUUCCUGCACUCGCCUGCGUCCACACUGCCCCAUUGACUCAGCCCUAUGCCCAGUGCCCCCCUCACUUCCUGUAAGCCCCUGGAUCUAGGUCUUGCCACAGUGCCAGCAGGCAGCCCUGGGUUGGGGGAGCAGGGACACCUUACAGGGCACACAGCCCUAAGAUCCUACGAAGGCUACCCCUCAAAGGUAGCUGGACACCUCAGUGGCCCAUUUAGUGCUUCACCUGCCUCCACCUCUGCUGGUCCCUGGUCCCUCUGACCCCCCCGGAUGCCUGGCUGAGACCGACGCCUCCUCCUGACCCCAAAGGUAGCCCCUCAGCAGAGGAGGACUCUGGACACAAGGCAGCUAAGGGAUUCAGCCACAGACCCCAGUAGUAGCAGCAGCAGUGGCGGUGGCGGCAUGGGCAGCGCCAGCCCAGGCCUGAGCAUCAUGCCCUCCAGCCGCCUCCUGUUGACCCCUGACACCGUGUUGCGGACAGAUCUGGAGAAGGUGGCAGGGGUUUCGGUGGGGCCUGAGAGACAGGAUUGGAGCCCCAGCCCACCUGCCACUCCUGACCAGGGCCUAUCCACCUUCUACCUCUCCUACUUUGACAUGCUGUAUCCAGAGGACAGCAGCUGGGCAGCCAAGUGCCCUGGGGUCAGCACUCGGGAGGAGCCACCCAAGGAGCCUGAGCAGUGCCCAGUCAUUGACAGCCAAGCUGCAGGGGGCAGCCUGGACCUGUCACAGGGUGGGCUGGCCCUGGAGGAGCACUCACUGGAGCAGGUGCAGUCCAUGGUAGUGGGUGAGGUACUCAAGGACAUCGAGACUGCCUGCAAGCUUCUCAACAUCACGUCAGAUCCCGUGGACUGGAGCCCUGGCAAUGUGCAGAAGUGGCUCCUGUGGACGGAGCACCAGUAUAGACUGCCACCAGUGGGCAAGGCCUUCCAGGAGCUAGGGGGCAAGGAGCUGUGCGCCAUGUCGGAGGAGCAGUUCCGCCAGCGCUCGCCCCUGGGUGGGGAGGUGCUGCAUGCCCACCUGGACAUCUGGAAAUCAGCGGCCUGGAUGAAAGAGAGGACUUCCUCUGGAGCACUUCACUACUGUGCCUCUACCAGUGAGGAGAGCUGGACUGACAGCGAAGUGGACUCGUCCUGCUCUGGGCAGCCCAUCCACCUGUGGCAGUUCCUCAAGGAGCUUCUGCUCAAGCCCCACAGUUAUGGCCGUUUAAUCCGGUGGCUCAACAAGGAAAAAGGCAUCUUCAAAAUUGAGGACUCAGCCCAGGUGGCCCGGCUGUGGGGCAUCCGGAAGAACCGCCCCGCCAUGAACUACGACAAGCUGAGCCGUUCCAUCCGCCAGUAUUACAAGAAGGGUAUCAUCCGGAAGCCAGACAUCUCCCAGCGCCUUGUCUACCAGUUUGUGCACCCCAUCUGAGCUCCAGGUGGGAGGGCUGGGCCCUCGGUCUCAGCCUCUCAGCAGACCUCCCGCCUGCCUGCCCCUGCUUCCCCUGAGCUGGGGAAGGGACUGUCUGCUGGCUUUGAGUCCAAGGCCAGGGAAAGGACUGCCCACCACUCCCAGGGGUGUACAUGACUCUAUGGCUCAGCGGGAGUGGGCCUAGGGGGUGAUUCCCCUUGAGACCUGACUGCUCAUGUACCCCAUCUGUUGGAGGAAGGAGGGAACCAGGGUAACCUCAGUGUUUACUGCUCCCCGGGAGGGCCCUCCCUCCACCUAGACUGUGAUUCCAGACUCUCCAGAGCAGAGCUGGCAGAAUGGCAGUGACCUGUUCAAGGUCAUUUGCAACCCACUGCUCUCUGCCACCCAUUCCACAUCAUGCCUGGCAUGGUGCUAAGAGACUUUCGCAACCCUGAGUUGGGGAUCCAGGGAUGGAUAAUAAAGGCCCCAGAGAACCAA